Lepisosteus oculatus (spotted gar) is the source of this 466-nucleotide messenger RNA. It is a transcript of the gene mrpl53, whose product is annotated as mitochondrial ribosomal protein L53. Lineage: Eukaryota; Metazoa; Chordata; Actinopteri; Semionotiformes; Lepisosteidae. The record is from RefSeq and is a predicted model, not a curated record. Gene Ontology annotation, cellular component: mitochondrial large ribosomal subunit.
GGAGAGGUGAAAGGUUAAAGCGGAGGGUGAAAAUGGCGGCGCCCAGGGGUGCGGUGGUGCUGAAGACGGUAAAGAAACUGGUGGUGCAGUUUUGCCCGUUUGAGUCCAAUGUUCGCUCUGUGAGGGAGUUUCUUGCUGUGGUUGGAACUGAAAAGGCCAGAUCAACAAAUGCCAACUGUGAAGUAAUAGCAGACGUGAAGCAUGACAGAUCAGAUCCCAUUGUGGAUGUUACCUUUGCUGAUGGGGAGAGGCUCGUGAUGAAAGCAGCAAACCUGUCCAGCACAGAGAUGCUGUCGGCCCUGAGGUCCCGGUGCUUGGAAAAGGACCCCCAGGCGAAAGAGGGAGCCAAGAUGUAGAUGUGUUCCUUCUGUACAUGUGUAAAUAACGUUGUGUGUGAAUUGUUCCAUUUCGUUCAAAACGAGAGACUUGUUCUUCUCAUCAAUAAAAUAUAAGUCCACUUAUUCAA